Messenger RNA from Penicillium diatomitis, 1983 nucleotides. Its product is annotated as putative manganese ion homeostasis (Fr). The transcript has 2 exons. NCBI's taxonomy places the organism in Eukaryota, Fungi, Ascomycota, Eurotiomycetes, Eurotiales, Aspergillaceae. Gene Ontology annotation, cellular component: endoplasmic reticulum. Gene Ontology annotation, molecular function: hydrolase activity. Bases 1 to 1983 code for a protein of 660 amino acids. Gene Ontology annotation, biological process: GPI anchor biosynthetic process. The record is from RefSeq and is a predicted model, not a curated record.
AUGAGCUACGCCUACCAACGUGGCGCUGGCGCUUCGUCUCUCCCCCACUUUGCGCCUGCUCAAAGGGGAUCCUCGCAUACUAUCUGGCAGAUUCUGGAGAAUAUCCCUGCAAAUGCGAAAGCAUGGGUCUUGGAGGGGUUCUCGGAAGUUCGACGAACGAGGAGCGGAGCAGGCACAUGGGGUAUCACGAAAUUGGUCCUCCGGCGAUUGUUCACCUUCGCGAAUGCAGUCAUCAUUCUCUGGAUAUUCACGCUGUGGCGGGGUGAACGGACGGUAUUUCAAGAGGCUAUUGAUCGCUGUGUCUGGCAAAGCUGGGAGAAAUGGCCCCAGGGAGCCACGCCCCAUCAUGUCGCUUUCAUUGCAGAUCCUCAGCUCGUGGAUCCCCAUACGUACCCCGGCCGACCGUGGCCAUUGUCAACGUUGACAGUCAAGUACACGGACCAAUAUAUGCGCCGAGCAUUCUCCCUGAUACAAGAGCAUUUGGAACCUGACUCGGUUCUCUUUCUUGGCGAUCUGUUUGAUGGUGGACGGGAGUGGGCUACAAGCACUACGACUAGUCCCGAGGAACGAUACAAGAAAAUCAAGGAUUCAUUUUGGAAGCAAGAAUACGGUCGGUUCAUGAGGAUUUUUAUGAACCCCUGGCUGGAACAGUACACUUCUCCAGCUGACAAUCGUGGUCGUCGGUUCAUUGCGAGUCUUCCGGGGAACCAUGACCUGGGCUUCGGCAAUGGCAUCCAAGAGGCGGUCCGUCGGCGGUUCCAAAGCCACUUUGGCAUUGGCAAUCGGGUCGAUAUCAUUGGCAAUCACACGAUUGUCUCAGUUGAUACCGUCUCACUUAGUGCGAAAGACCAACCGGAUCCUUUGACGGGAAGUUCCCAAGCUAGUGAGAGUGAUGAGAAGGCGGGACAACGACCGAUUUGGAAAGACGCCGAGGAAUUUCUAGACGAUAUGGUUACUCGAAGAUCGACCGCGGAGACAGAAGAGCUUCGACAGCUUCAGAACAAGACCAAGGACAUGCUCUUCAAGCACCGCGUGGUCGAUGCUGGAGACGAAUCCGUCGAGCGGCUUCCACAGCCCAAAGCAGCUGGGUUCCCCACUAUCCUCCUCACACAUGUCCCUUUGUAUCGCAAAGCCGCAACGCCAUGUGGACCACUUCGAGAACGUCUGCCGCCCUCUGCGCCAGACUUGGAAGAAGAUGAGCCCAAUUCUCUUCGCCUUGGAGGCGGAUAUCAAUAUCAAAACGUCCUCACGCAGGCCAUCUCAACUGAAUUGGUCUCCAAGGCUGGCCCCAACAUUGUCCAAGUCUACUCUGGCGACGACCAUGAUUACUGCGAGGUUAAGCAUCGCGAAUUUAAUGGAUCGCCCAACGAGAUCACCGUGAAAAGCUUAUCUUGGGCCAUGGGCGUGCGACACCCGGGAUUCUUACUCACCAGUCUCUGGAAUCCAAUUGAUCCCAUCACGGGCCAACCUCUUGCCGAGGGAUCCUCUCCCACUAUUCAAAAUCACCUCUGUCUUCUUCCCGACCAGUUGGGAAUGUUCAUUCACUACGCCACUAUCCUCGGACUCAGCCUUGUGCUAUUGUUCGUUCAGACCGUCUACACAACCCUCUUUGCCCCCAGCUUCCCCACCUCUGCCACCGGCGCCGUCCUCCCGCUUAGCGAGAGACGCAGCUAUGGUCUCGAUCACCAGUACCAGACUUCCGGUACGUCCAGCUCCACCUUCCCCUCUGGUAGCUUGAUUGAACGUUCGGGACUUUUUCCCACGUCGCGCGUCCUCGGCGGCAAAGAUUUCAGCGAGACUUAUCGCGGUUUAGAUGACGAUGACACUGUCGACACUAAACGAAAGGGAUUCUCCCCCUCGACGGGUCCGAGUCGGGGUCCACGCGGCAAGGCUGCUUUGCUUGGGAGGAACUUUGUACGAUCUGUUCGCUUUGUGGCGGUGAUUGUGCUGAGUGUUUAUUUUAUCCUGAUCUGGCGCUGGUAG